UAUUUUGAACGGACCAGACCGGAUGUUGAACGGACCAGACCGGAUGUGUUUCUAGUCACGUGACUUGGUUACUCGCUCAAGCUCGCUGCCUGUUUGUUUGGCGCAGCACAGAUCCCGACUUAUUGUGUAAAUUAUUAGGUGUAGGGCAACUCAACCAGUGAGGGUGUUUGGAAAAUGAUCAUCCCGGUCCGGUGCUUCACCUGUGGAAAGAUCGUGGGUAAUAAGUGGGAGAUGUACCUUGGCCUCCUCCAGGCUGAGUACACGGAAGGCGACGCUCUUGACGCCCUGGGUCUGAAGAGGUACUGCUGUCGGAGGAUGCUCCUCUCUCACGUGGAUCUCAUCGAGAAGCUGUUGAAUUACGCUCCCCUGGAAAAGUAGUUCUGACUUGCUCCCUUCAAACAAGAAUGUUUUUUUUUUUUGAUAAGUAAAGCUGUUAAAGCUGUGGGAAUCGGUGGUUUUCAGUACGACACGGUGAGGAUGGAUGACGGCAUUUUUUUUUAAAUGCUGUGCGAUCGAGCCACAAGGAACUACAUGCGAGUUACUUAUCGCUUAUGUCUACUACAGUAGUGGGGAAAAAAAGACUUAAUAGGUAAUAGGAGCGUAAAGGUCAUUAUAGGUGUUACAGUAAACCUCGGAUAUAUCGGAAAUUCGCUCACAACGGACAGAUAAAAAAAGAAGCGAUUUUUCUGUAAUGCAUUUCCAAUAAAAAUUCAUUGCAUAUAUCGGAUUUUUUUAUAACGGAUUUCGCCUAUUUCGGACAAAAUCUCCAGUCCCGUUCCAAUGCAUUUCCAUUAAAUUUCCCUCGCAUAUAUCGGAUGGCCGAAUCGUGACAGGCCGCUAUACGACGUCAUUUGCAGCGUUGCCUGCGCGUCCAGGUACAUUGGAAACAUAGUCAAGGAAGUGCCUUUUUAUAACGGAUAAAAUCCGAUUUACGCAUAUACCGGAUAUAAAUCCGAUAUAUGCGUAAAACGGACAUUUUCCGGUAUACGCAUAUAACGGAUUUCGCUUAUAUCGGACAAAACCAGUGGGAACAAUUGAAUCUGAUAUAUCCGGAGGCGUAUUUCGAGUAAGGAUCGACCAAUAUGUUUUUUGGG
Messenger RNA from Doryrhamphus excisus (bluestripe pipefish), 1094 nucleotides. RefSeq names its product RNA polymerase II, I and III subunit L (gene polr2l). Gene Ontology annotation, molecular function: DNA binding; zinc ion binding. Lineage: Eukaryota; Metazoa; Chordata; Actinopteri; Syngnathiformes; Syngnathidae. Gene Ontology annotation, biological process: transcription by RNA polymerase II; tRNA transcription by RNA polymerase III; transcription by RNA polymerase I. Gene Ontology annotation, cellular component: RNA polymerase III complex; RNA polymerase II, core complex; RNA polymerase I complex. The record is from RefSeq and is a predicted model, not a curated record.